AUGCCCGAUAACUGUCGAAAGUCGUGUCGCUUGUGCGUCGAGUGUGAAAACAUCCACAACACUCUUGAGUGCGACAACUGGGCGCUCAGCAACGAGUGCUCGCUGAACCCUAAUUGGAUGAACCCCAACUGCCGGAAAUCCUGUAGUGCGCGGGAGAUGGCGGCGGUGGAGACCGAGCUCUAUUUCUUCCAAGCUGCAACAUCUCGCCUCAGCCACAACCAGCUAGACGACCGCCCUGCAUCAUGGAAUAGUUUCUGGAUAAUCCGCCGUGUAUCCCUGCCAGUAUACCAGACUGGUGACAUCAGUCGGCACACGGAUUGGUUACAGAACCCUCUAACGCCUACCUCUAUGGGGAACAACCAAGUACGCCCGGCUUUUUGA
This is a messenger RNA of Dreissena polymorpha, 381 nucleotides long. RefSeq lists its product as uncharacterized. Lineage: Eukaryota; Metazoa; Mollusca; Bivalvia; Myida; Dreissenidae. Bases 1 to 381 code for a protein of 126 amino acids. The transcript is spliced from 2 exons. The record is from RefSeq and is a predicted model, not a curated record.